AUGGAAAACGUCUUGAACAUUCACACAGGUGUUCAGUUUGAUAAAUCUGUUUCACAUUACGAAAUUCACGCUCAUCAACCAUAUGCAUCCUCAUCAACUUACAACAACAGCGAUGAAAUAAGAAUUGUUAUUCAACAUCAAGAUUUGUGUAUUCUACCUAGCAAAAGUACUUUGCACGUAUCUGGACGUUUGACAAAAGCUGAUGGAGUUACAGCAACUGCAGCAACAACUCUAGUUACCAACGCCAUCUGUUUUCUAUUUGAUGAUAUUCGUUAUGAGCUCAAUGCUAUUGAGAUUGAUCAUUGUAAAAAUGUUGGUCUCACGAGCACGAUGAAGGGAUAUGUAUCACUUACAUUGGGACAACGUAAUCUCUUGGAGAAUGCAGGCUGGAUCGAUUCAACACUUGCCAAUAAUGAUGGAUAUUUUGAUGUCACAAUACCGCUAAGUUUGAUCUUGGGUUUUGCUGAAGAUUAUCAAAAAGUAAUUGUAAACGCAAAACAUGAACUUAUCAUGACGCGUGCACGCAGUGACAUCAAUGCAGUUAUUCAAGGUCAAGACAUUGAACAAUUCAAGAUAACACUUUACAAGAUUGAGUGGAUGAUGCCAUAUGUAAUGGCUGCUGAUCGUCAAAAAAUACGUUUACUGCAAUCAAUUGAGAAAGAUUCAUUCAUUACAAUGAGUUUUCGAGCCUGGGAUUUGUAUGAAUAUCCUUUACUCCCCAUUACCUCAAAACAUGUAUGGACAGUGAAAACGUCUACGCAACUUGAAAAACCGCGUUACGUUUUGCUAGGUUUUCAAACAAGUAGAAAGGAUAAACUAAAAAAGUAUGCUAAUCGCUUUGACCACUGUGACAUUACAAAUGUUAAAUUAUUUCUAAAUUCUCAAUACUAUCCCUAUGGAAAUUUAAAUUUGGAUAUUGAACACAACCAAUUUGCAUUGUUGUACGAGAUGUAUGCAAACUUUCAACGCAUUUAUUAUGACAGAGAGCCGGAACCUUUAUUAAAGAAAAUUGAUUUCAUGGAUGCUGUCCCACUAAUAGUCAUCGAUUGUUCAAAGCAAAAUGAAUUCCUUAAACAAGCUUCAGUAGAUGUGAAAUACGUUGAAGAAUUGGGCUGCCCUGCCUUGAAGAUACUGCAUAGUGCCAUUCCUCCACUGUGUCAUCACCAUUGCCAAACCUGUUACCACAACUGUGCAGUUCGCAACGUUAUUGCUCUAAAAACUUGGUUCCUGAAUUCUACUGCUACUACUACGACAUCAAGUACCCAGUGCAUAAUAGGCACUACAGAGGAUGAUGACGAUUCAUCAUCAUCAACUUUUGAAAUGAAUUCUAAUAAUUCUUGCAGUAGUUCACCUGUUGGUACUCCCUCUAAUUCGGAAGAUGGAGAAGAUCCUAUAAUUGAACCCAUUUUCCUAUUUAGAGGGACUGGUGGUGACGAUGCUGAUGAUGGCUUCAAGGAGGAUGUGCGUGUUGGUGGUUGUGGGUGA
Leptopilina boulardi is the source of this 1485-nucleotide messenger RNA. RefSeq lists its product as uncharacterized. The coding region runs from base 1 to 1485 and encodes 494 amino acids. The record is from RefSeq and is a predicted model, not a curated record. The transcript has 3 exons. NCBI's taxonomy places the organism in Eukaryota, Metazoa, Arthropoda, Insecta, Hymenoptera, Figitidae.